AUGCCUUCUAAGCUAUUCUUCCAACCUCAACUCACGGUUCCAUCUCAGGAGAAGGGAAGAAGGGGCUCUUGGCGUGAAAAGUUGAGAUGGUCCUCCAGGUCUAGGGAAUCAUCCCGAAACCGACCUGAACGAGAACAACACCUUGACUUGGAGUCGUCAGAAAGCCAUGUUGCUGCGUCCGGCCACAAUGAGAAUGCGCCUACCCUCGUGGCGUCCAACCCGCCAAUCUCAUCAAGGAUACCCCGCGCCGAAAUUCGAAAUACUAUCAUUCAGGACGACAAGGCUACAGCUAGAUCUACAGAUCUGUGGAGCGCCGCAUACCUCGAGGCACUCUACAGUUUUGGGAACGAAGUGAAGAGCGUGAUCUUGAAGGGCGAGAAGAUUGAGGCACUCCUAACAAGCGUGCAACAGACCAACAAAGAACUUGCAGGUGAUUCACUGUUCUGGCGAGGGCUGCAGAGAUUGCAAGCGCCGCUGAAGAACUUCAAAUUGGCCUUGGACCUGGCCAGUCCUCUUGCGAGUGUCCAGCCUACUGCAUCAACGGCCAUUGGAGUUGUGAGCUGUGUGACUGCAAUUGCUAUUACCAUAUGUGGUGCUGAGGACUCGCUGAAUACUCAGAUCAUCAGCAUGCUGGAACACGUCGCGAUUAUCGACGAUUGUGACACCCUCGGUCAGAAGUUAGACGCUGAGAACGGUAUUCAUAAGGCCCUCGUUCCAGUGUAUAAAGAUCUCUUGAACUUUUACAUUGCCGCACUGGACAUAUUGACCAGCAAGGCUUUUGUGCUUGCACUAGUUUGUGACCAGCUCAGCCAGCGCCUACCGACAAUUGUCUCAGACUUUGUCAAGCACGCCGCUCUUCUGCGUGACAGGGUCGGGAAUGCAACAUUGGAGCUUGUCACGGAUAUCAAGAAGCUGCUCCAAGACAAUAAGAUCCAAAAGCUCCUGGGCGUCAACAAAGACAAACAACGGAGUGAGUUCCACUCUGAGCUUCGUGCAAUUCGAGCCAGUGACGCUUGCAAAUGGAUACUGGCGGAUCCCAAGUUCAUCGAAUGGUACAAUGCUCCAACUUCGGGCCAAUUGGUCGUUCUUGGCCACAUGGGUUGCGGCAAAACCGUCAUUACAGCACACGUCAUUGAGGAGCUGAUCCGCCGAAACAAACACAAAUUACCUCGUCCUGUUAUGUGCUACCACUACUGCGGAAACGACGAAAGAGGAAAGGCACUCUACAUCUACUCGAGCCUGCUCCUUCAAUUGCUCGAUCAGCAAGAAGGCCUCAAGGUCGAGUUCGACAGGUGGUACGACAGGACCAAGCAAUCAGAACACUUGGAUCCGGAACAGUGUUCCGCGGACCUGGGAAAGUUCUUGUCUGCCUGUGUCGAGAAUCUCGACAGAGAACUGUUUGUCGUCAUUGAUGCUCUGGACGAGUGUGACAGUGAUUCACGGGACGAGUUGGUCAUGCUGCUCGACAGCCUGUCAAACAAGACGCAGAGACUGAAAGUCUUUCUCUCGUCCCGGCCUCAGAGAGGCAUCGAAGAAUCUCUACAGGGAGCCACACAUAUUCGCUGGAGUCCUAGUCGAGAGCGUGAUGCAAUCAUCGUAGGACACACUGUAAAGAGGUAUCUCAAGAAACUCCCUCCGGACAUUCAGUCCCUUGUGACCCAAACGCUCUCCGAAUCGGCACAGGGGAGCGCAAUCUGGGUCAAACUCACGAUCCAACUUAUCCAGAAGCGCAAGAUAGAAGCCAUCGGCCCAAUGAAAAGUUUCUUGGCAGAUAUUCCUUCUCCAGCGGAGCUCUCGCAACUAUACGGCAAAUUGUUUGCUCACGCAACUGAAAACGAUGCUGCCAAUGCGCAAGUCGCCACGAGCGCACUGCAGAUUCUAGCAGUCGCUCGAAGACCCCUCAGCAUACUGGAAUUGGGUUGGGCUGUAGCAUUGAGCGAUCCUCGCGCAGAUAUCCGGACCUUGGUGCAGCUCGAGGCCUGUGUGGAUAAAAGGAGAGUGUUGAACCUGCUGCAGCCCUUCUUAUCUCAGGUUGACUUUGAGGAUGACAGAAAACGACAGGUUAGACUUGUGCAUCAAUCCUUGAAGGAGCUGGUUCUGCGAGAUGCUCCUUCUCAUUGGGCCCGGUCGCAAACCACUGAGAGGGAGUCGCAGACCGAUAAGCAACGCUUCCACCUGCGACAGUCCAAACUGGAAGCAAAUCUGCUACGCGUAUGCGUCAAAUAUCUUCUCUUUGAUGAAUUUGAUGAGAACAACCUUUUCUCCGACGAACAAGAAACAAUACAGAGCCUCGAGGAGAUGCCCGGGUUCGCAUCAUUUGACCUUUUCAGUGAUGAUAUCCAGCAACCUGUCCCUUCUAAGGCCAGUCUAAUUCUCGAAGACGAGGAAGAGGCCAAAGAGGCCAAAGAGAUCUAUUACGACCCUGCAGAACGUGGUUUCGGAGAAUUUUAUGUCUACGCAUCUUGCUUCUGGCUAGAUCACUUCAAAGUGGGUAGACCAGAACUUUUGCCAUACAUUUCGGAUAUCGUUAAGCUCUGCAAUGCGAGCUCGAAAAGGCUACAAAACUGGAUUGGGCAGAUGUGCCGCCCGGACUGCACGGUCACGCCAAAAUUCGGUUAUGACAGCCUCUCCCAGGAUCCGCUCACUGUUGUGUCCUUGCAUGGGCCCGCGAUCGCACUAAAAACGCUCCUGGAAGACGACAAGGUUGACUUGGGAAGCAAGGAAUUUCUUGUCGACUCUGUCAAGCAAGCCGUCAAGCAAAUCAUCCAGUGGGGUGAUAUCUCCCGGCUAUCCAUCCUCUUUCGCGAUACUCGAGUUGGCCCAGAGAUUCGAAACAUCGGGAUCUUUCACCAGAUCAUGACGCAGUGGGCUUCCUCGGACAAGGAAUCGAGACCAUGGCCAGGCUCCUUUGAUCUUGUAUUCGACAUUUGCGAUGAUGUCUUGAUCAGGGGGAAAUGGGGCAACGAACUCUUGUGUCUGGCCGUGAGUUGUGGUUGUCUCCCAAUGGUCAAAAGACUCUUUGAAGAGGCGGCCCGGAAACCAGCCAUGAGAAACGAAAUUCUGCGAGAUGUACAACGAGACAUUAGGCCUCCGGAUUAUCACCAGUCUGUUGGCGAAGCGGUCUGGCACAACCACAUCGAAGUCCUUCGUUACCUGCUGCAACAAGAAGGCAUAGAGGUCCAUCUUCGGCAUCGCGACUCUGAUGGAUACAACGUCAUCCAUAGGGCAGCGCGCUGGUGCAACCCCGAGGUAGUGUCUCUCUUAAUUUCACACUUCCCGGAAGGUGUAAACCAACGCAACAAGCAUGGCGACACACCGUUACACCUGGUGGUUUUUGGGGCCCAGGGGAUGGAUGGACGGCUAGAGUCAGCGAAGAUCUUGUUGAUGGAGGGCCAUGCGAAUGUGAGAGGAGGGCACACGGAUGAGCCUAGCAGCUGGGGAGAACCACUUCGAAUGGCUGCAAGGUACGGUGACGUAGCGAUGUGCCGUGUUUUAGUGGAAGUUGGCGGUGCUAACCCUCGAAGUGUACUGAGAGUCGAAGAUGAGCGCCCCGAGUUGAUGGAUCCUGUGGAUUUCAAGGAACUGGCACCCGACGUUUUGGAAACUUUGUGCUCGCUUGCCGGUAUGGAUCGCUAG
Cladophialophora psammophila CBS 110553 is the source of this 3636-nucleotide messenger RNA. RefSeq lists its product as uncharacterized. Gene Ontology annotation, molecular function: protein binding. Bases 1 to 3636 code for a protein of 1211 amino acids. The record is from RefSeq and is a predicted model, not a curated record. NCBI's taxonomy places the organism in Eukaryota, Fungi, Ascomycota, Eurotiomycetes, Chaetothyriales, Herpotrichiellaceae. The transcript is spliced from 5 exons.